This is a messenger RNA of Notolabrus celidotus (New Zealand spotty), 13158 nucleotides long. RefSeq names its product pericentrin (gene pcnt). Gene Ontology annotation, molecular function: molecular adaptor activity; DNA binding. Bases 151 to 12630 code for a protein of 4159 amino acids. Gene Ontology annotation, biological process: signal transduction. The record is from RefSeq and is a predicted model, not a curated record. The transcript is spliced from 61 exons. Lineage: Eukaryota; Metazoa; Chordata; Actinopteri; Labriformes; Labridae.
CAUACUGAAUAUUAUCUGUUGACAGUUGUAUAUGAAGGAAGCUUAAAGAUUUUAUUAGACAACUUGAGCCAAAAGUGAAGGCGUGUUGUGAUUUUUAGUCUAACGAGGACGCAUGUCCUAAACUUUUUAUGGUUUGUUUUAAAACAAGAGAUGGAUGAAGAUGAACGGCAGAGGAAACUAGAAGCUGGGAGAGCUAAGAAAUCCUCCACCAUGCCACGAAACAAAUCCCUUGCUAGCUUCAGACAGAAGCGGGCGAAAGGCGACUGUGCGGGGGCGCCGAAAAAGACGCAGAAGAGGAAGGGCCAGAAUGACGCGCAGAAUGACGGCGCGGCGCAAGACCGUCACGUAGAGCCGGCUCUUCCUUCAGCUAAGGACAAGGAGCUGAACAACAAGACCAACCAUGAGGAACCCCAGAAGCCGGAGAAAUCAAAGGUUGAGAAAAACCAACGACGGAAGGAUCAGGCCCCUGAUCCAGAGCAGAGCCUGCGCCCUGUGGAAGAUGGUAGAGAAGAGGAGCUCGUGGCAGUCACUGGGAAAGAGCAGCUUAAGAAGUUGCAGCAGGCCGUAGAGAAGCGUAACGAGAUCAUUGCGAGGCUCAGCUCCAACCUGCAGGAUGCGCUCGCCAGUAGAGACCAGGUUCAGCUGGAGGCGCAAUCGCUGGCCGGACAGAUUCAAGCUCUACAGAGGCAGCUGCAGCAGACAAGUGUGGAGUUUAUGCGCAUCAAAAAUCACACAGGAGCUGAAAUUCCCAACAGUCAUCUACAGCAGCAUCAACAAGGCCAUCCCUUCAAGUAUGCAGACAUCAACCACAAGGAGGCACCAUCAGGGGAAUCUGCAAGUGGAUGUCCUGGUGCUGAAGGGUGCAGCACAGGCUUGGACAGUGAGACAGACAAUUUUCUGCACACACUGAGGGCAGAGCUAGAGGAGGAAAGGCAGAAGAGCCAACGUUUAUGUUCUGAACUGGAGGAGGAGAUUAAGAAACACCAACAUGUGCUUUCUUCACUGGAGAAGGAGAAGAGAGACCGGGAAGAGGAUCGAAAGGAAAGUGAGACACAGCUGCAAGACCUCCAGACCCAGUUAGGCUCAGUCCAGAGUCAGUGCCUUGAGCUGCAGCAGUACAAAGCAGAGAAGGAGAAGCUGAACACAGAAGUGCUCGACCUGAGGAAAAGGCUUCAGCAGGAGGAACACGCACAGAGAAGAAUGAAGGAGGAGAUAGCCAGCUCUGACCUUCAUCUUCAAAGCCUCGAGGAGAGCAGACUCAGACAGGAGGAGGAGAUGCAGAGGCUGAAAGAGGAGCACAGAGAGGAGGUGGAGAGAGUGAGGCAGCUGCUGGAGGAGAGUGAGAGAGUACUGAUGUUUAGAGAGGAAGAGGUCAAAGGACCGAAGGGUUCCAAGAAUCGGCAGAACCAGGUGAAGGCUGGUUUCAGCUGUGAUACAAAUGAGGAACAUCUAGGAAAUGGACCUGAUCAGGACACAAUGAAUGUAUCAACACCUGGAGAGGAUAUGAUGGAGCGCUACUUAUCUUCAGUUCCUCAUGCACUCUCCCAGUCUGCAGUGAUCGAUGAAAGCUUUGAACACUGCGGUCAGCUGGAUGUCUCUGCAGAUAACAGUUUUGAGCUGAACAGUGACAUUUUGGGAGACGAGCCUCUGUUGUCGAUCUCAAACCGUUUCCAAGAAGAAAGCAGCCUUCCCAACAGCUCCAGUCGGCAGAGCUCCCCUGGAAUUCCGCAGACAGUUGAUUCGAAAUCUCAAUCUCUUUCUCACUGGCUUCACAACUUCACUUCAGACAAGCUGGAGACGAGUGACCUGUCCGAGCAGCAGUUUGACCUGGAAAAGGAGCUGCUGAGUCAGCAGUGUGGAGAGCUCCGUGAGGAGUUGGAACUCAAGGACCGGGACCUAAAUGUGCUAAGGGAGGAAGUCAUCAAGAGUGCUGAAGAGCUGGAGGAGGCCAGGAGCAGGUGGGCCCAAGUCACAGAUGAGCUCAAUCAGGCUCUCUUCGAGCUUGAAGAGGAAAAGGAGAAGAGGAUACAAGUUGAAGAGGAGAUGAACUCAAAAACCCAUGAACAAGACAACCUGAAGAACAAACUGAGUGCCUUAAUGGAAGAAAGACAGAACCAGAAUUUGGUUACGUUUAUGGGGAAUGAAGCUGCUGAAACCCCUCUACUGCUCCCUGAGACGCCUUCAUCCGAGGAGGGAGAGAAACUGGAAGGGGAGAUUAAAAAUAAGCAGGAGAGGAAGGCUGAGCUCCUGUCUCAUCAAGUGCUGUCUCUGCAGGAGAUGAAGCAGGCUUCUACCAAACAGAACGCACAGCUUAAAGAUGACAACCAGCUGCUGACACUACAGACUCACUGUGAACUUCUCAGCUCAGAGCUAGAGGAAACAAAAACAACGCUCAAAACCACAGCAGCUUUACUGGGUCAAAUGACCAUGGAUCGGGAUGAAACCUUAAAAAAGCUUGAAACAACUCGCCAACGGGUUCUUGAGGUUCAGACCGAGCUGGAAAGAUUACAGGAAGAGCUUGACAAGAGGCAGGGCUGGCUGAGCAGUGCUGAAAAAGAGAAGAAUGAGCUAGAAUCUCAGAUAUCCUGCUUGAGACAAAACAUGGCUGACCUGGAGGAGGCCCGAGCAGAGGCGGAGCAGGAGAGGGAGAAGCACAGUAGGAAAGAGGAGGAGAUGGACCAACAGAUCAGAAGCAUAGAGCAAGUCUUAGAGGAGGAACUGGAACAGUUUGAGAAUAUGCUCAAAGACAAAGAUGAUAAGUUUGCCGAAGAAAAGGAGAAAUGGGAAGACGAGAGGCAGGAGAAGGACAAAGAUCUUCUCAGUAUGAGGCAUCUCCUGGAGGAGCAGAGAAGGGAGAGGGAGGAGGAGGUGAAGGCUCUAUUUGAGAAGCAGGCUAUGGUGGUUGAGGAGGCUGCAGAAAGACUGAAGACAUCUCACCAACUGGAGAUGAAAGAUCUGAGGGAGAAGCAUCGAACAGAGAUCUCAGAGCUUAACUCUCACUUGGAGUCGGAACUGCUGAAGAAGCAGGUGGUGAUGGAAGAAGAACAGAAGAGGCAGAUCAGCCUCAUCAAACAGGUGACUGAACGCGAACAUGAGAGGAUGGUUUCAGAGCUGACGGCCAAACACAAUGAGGAACUCAACCAGCUGAGGACGGAGCUGUCCAUGGAGCUGAGGGAGAGCCUUGAGGCCGCCCACCAGGCUGAGCUGCAGCAGGCUAAGGUCCAAAGGACCACUGAGCUUGAAGCCUUGCACUUGAGCCUGACCAGCGCCCACAACUCCCAGCUGGAGCACUCCCAGUUGAACUCUCAACAGGAGCAGGAGUCCUCUGUCGCUAAAGUCCAGGCCUCCCUGAGGGACACAUUCGCACAAGAAAGUGCUCUACUGCAGAGUCGACAUCAGCUCGAUCUGGACCAGAUCAGACAGCAGAACCAGGAGCAGCAGGAGGGACUGCGUGAGCUGCACCUACAAAACAUGAAUAAGUUGAAGCAGCAGUGGGAGACGACUAUAGCUCAGGAGAGAGCUGCAGUGGAGGAGAAGCAGGCCAAAGAGAUACAGGCUUUAAGGUCACAGUGGGAGAACAACGCUAAGAGCACCCAGUCAAAACUUCUCUCAGAUAGCCAGAACACUCUCACUGCAACCCAGAAGGAACUUGCUGACACCCAGGCAUCCCUCACGCAAACCAACAAAGCUCUUACAGAAGCUCAGGCAGCUCUGUCCAAGAUGCAGUCAGAGCUGCGGGGGUCAUCUGCCCGGCUGGAGGAACUAAAGACGUCCAGUGAGGAGGAGAAGCAGAAACUGGAGGAGGAGCUUAAACAAGCCUGGGCUGACAGAAAUGCAGCUGCUAGUGCUCUGGAGGAGUUGGUUUCUAGUCAUAAGGCAGUGCUGCAGGAGAAAGAAAAGCAAGCACUCCACCUACAGGAGCAGGAACACAAACUGCAGCAGGAGGUUCUGCGCCUGCAGGAGGAGAAGACCUUAUUAAAGCAGAGCUCAGAAGAAGAAGUAGGUCAGCUGUGGAGCCAGCUGGAGAGCAUGAGGACAAGUCGGCAAGAGCUGGGAGAGCUGAAGGAGCAGCUGCGCGCUCGCUCGUCUCGUGUCGAUGACAUUGAGCGCCUGAAGUCAGAGUUUAAUGAUCAAAAACGGGAAAUAAAGGAGCAGAAUGAGGCUGAGCUGGAAAGCUUGAGGAGGUACUUUGAGCAGCGGUUGCAGGUCACAGAGGAGAGCUACAGAGAGGAAAUCGCUCUGCUCCAGCUGAGGCUAGUGGAAGGUGCCAUGGAAGAGUCUGUACUAACUAGUUUCAUCUCCCAGAGCCAAGCAGAGGGGGGGAAAGAUCACAUGGCUCUUGAUACUAGCCUUAACCUGGAGAAACAAAAGGAAGAGCUUGACAGUUUGCUACUUGAACGGGAGGAAAAACACACAGUGGAGCUUUCAAAUCUUCGAACUACUAUGGCUCUGUCCUUCAAGGAAGAGCUGCAACAGGUGCGCUCCGACCUCACGGACUUCUACUAUGAAGAACUGCAGGAGAUCAAGACUCGUCACGCACUGGAGCUGGAGCAACUCAGAGCCAAACUGUCUGACUGUCACUUACAAGACCUGACCCAACUUCGUUUUGAGGCAGCUCGGCAGGCUGAGGUGGAAGUUGAACAGCGGAUGUGGUGUUACACUGAGGAGCUACAAGCAAGCAUGACCAUCAUCCACAACCUGGAGAAAAGAGUGUCCGGCUUUAGUGUACAACAUGAUGCUGAAACGCAACACAGUGCACAAAAGCAGGACAUUGAUGUUGAACCCCAGCGAGAAGAAGCUCUGAAACAAGAGAAGGGUCGUUUACAGGAGGAGAUGAAGAGGCUUAGACAAGAACUCCAAGAGAAGCAUGGAGAUGAACUUGCUGCCCUGAAGUCAAAUCAUGACAGAGAGAUGGAGGAAGAGAGGACAGGCUUCGAAAAAUCUCUUCACGAGGAGAGGGAGAAGUUAAAGGCUCUUCAGGCAGCACUUGACAACGAUGAGAGCCCACAGGUCAUCGUAGUGAGGCAAAGACUUGAGGCCCAGUAUGACAGUGAGUUGAAACAGGCGAAGAGUCGUAUGGCAACAGACAUGAAGGAGCUCACUGAUCUCCUCCAGGAGCGAAGUGAGGAGCGGCUACGACAAGCACAUGAUAGGUUUCAAGAUCAAAAAGCAUCAAUGGAGCAAAGUUUGUGCCAAAGAUAUGAAACCUCUCUGUCAGAGCUGAAGAGCAACCAUCAAACUGAACUGCAACAUGAGAGAGACACACUACUGAACAAACACUCCCAAGAGAUGGAUGCACUCAAUGCCAAACACAAAGCACAACUGGACUCUCUCAGUGCCAGUCACAGAGGGCAGCUUGAAGCUCUGACUGUUGAGCUAGAAUCCAAACACAGCGCUGAGCUUGUCGCCUUGGAAGAGGCUCUCAGUUUAAAACUCAAGACAGACCAUGAAAGUCUGGAGAUUAUGUUGAAGGAGACCAACCUGGCUCAGCUGGAGGCUUUGGAGGCCGAGCUAGCUCGAAAACACCAGGAAGAGAGGGAUGAACUGGAAAAGAGGAUGCUUGGUAAUAUGGACACUUUGGAGGCAACGUACCUAAAAGAAGUGCAAACAUUGCGUGAUGAAAUUAUGCAACUCAAAGAAAGACAUCACCAAGGUCUGAACCGCCAGAAGUCAGAGCAGAGGCAGCUGAUGGAGCGCACUGCCGCAGAGCAGCUGUCUGUCAGGGAGGAACUGAGGAAGGAGCUGGCUCAGGUGCACAUUGAGAAGUUUAGGGCCAUGGCAGCUGAGCUCAGCCACGUUCACAAGACUGAGCUGGCAGCUCAAAAAGAGGCCUUGGAUACUGAACACUGCAACGCACUGGAGACCAUAAAGAAGCAGGUUUUAGAAGUGGAACAACAACACAGCUUUGCUCUUGAGGAGCUCUCACGUACCUGCUCUAAUGAGAAAAAGCAACUAACUGAGCAGCAUGAACUCCAGCUACAGGAGCUGAGGAGCGUCUCUGCACGAGAGUUGGAGGCAUGCCGCAGAGAGCUGGAAGUGGAGUCAUCGAGGCAACGGCAGCACUUCCUAGAAGAGGUGGAGCUCCUUAAAGUCCAAUCAGAGGAGAGGCUGCAGGACCGGAUUAAUCAGUUGAAGACGGAGUGUGAGGAGCAGAAGCAGGCGGAGCUUGAGGACUUGAAGCGGAGCUUCAUAUCUGAACAGGAGGAGAAGGAGCAGAGCUACACCGGCAAAAUGAGUCAGCUCACUGCCCAGCUUCAGCAGCUGGAUGCUGUGGUGGCCCAGCUGCGAGCAGAGGUCAGCUGUCUUCAGGGAGAGUUAGAAGGGAAGCGUGCAGAGAUGGACACGUUGGACACUCUCCUCCAACGAAGGGAUCGUGAGAGUCAGGAGGGAGGAAACCUACUGAAGAUGCUCACUGAUGACCUGCAGACUGCCAAAGAGGAAAGAUGUAACCUCAACCACGCCAAUGAAAAGCUGAAGAAGGUGCUGAUUGAGAUGAUUCGCAGCACAAUUGCUACAGAAGAGCUGAUUGGACAAAAGAUCAGUGCCCGAGCUAAGACAUCUGAGCGGGCGUCCCAUCAGAGGAGCUCAACAAGUGCAAACAAGGAUGCUCAAGACUCAGAUGAACUGGAGCUGACCCACCUGCUGUGCGAGAGCCUGCUGGUUUCAGACACUCAGAUCAAUCCUGGGGGAGAAGAAGCCGCUCUGAAUGCCUGCAGCAGACUGCGUCACACUGUUGACAUGCUGCUGGAGCUGCUCAACGAGGCCAACACACAGCUGGAGCAGACUCAUGAUGUCCACCUUUCUCUGGAGGAAAAGUUCUCUAAGGGCAGAGAAGACUCCGCUCAGCUCCUUGAGCAGCACAAGCUCCUGUUGGAGCAGCUCGAUCAAGAAGCCAAGCUGAAGAGUCAACUCCAGCUGGAGCUCCACAAGGCCGAGGGGCUUCUGGAGGGCUAUGUAGCUGAAAAAGCCAUCCUCGAGGAGUCCCUGCAGCAGAAGGAGUCCCAGGAAGAGAGAUUAGUAGAAGAGCUGGAGGACCUGAAGGUGAAGCUGCACCAGAUGCAGGGCCUCACCACAGAGCUGGACAGCCUCAGACUGAAGCAUCAGGAGCUCGGCGAGGAGCACACACUUCUCCUGCGCCAGAAGGAGCAUCUUUCUGCAGGCCUUGGGGAGAGGGAGAAAGCUCUUCUGGAAGAGACUGAGCGCCUGGCUCGGGAUCGGCUGGACUUGCAGCGGCAGGCAGAGAAGGACCGCAGUUCUCUGUCCCUGCGCCUCAGGGCCCUGGAAAGAGAGCUAGACGAGCAGGAGACAAAGGGCCUGGAGACGGAGCAGCACCACAAGACUCAUACAGAAGACCUCCACCAGCGAGUCCAAGCGCUUGAGAAACAACUGAAACAUGACCGCCAGUUUAUCGAGGAGCAGGCUGUGGAGCGUGAACAUGAGAGGGAUGAGUUCCAGCAGGAGAUCAGAAGGCUGGAGGCCCAACUCAGACAGACAGCAAGCGUGGAUAGUAAAGGACACAGGUUUGAGGACUUGGUUCUGCAGGUGGAGAGUCUGCAGACUAUGAUCAAAGACAAGACGGAAGACCAUGCAUCCUUGCUUGCAGCCAAUCAGCAGGCCCAGCGGGACCUUGCAGAGCGCAAUGAGGAGAUAGACAAGCUAGCUGGACGAAUCAGAGAGCUUGAACAAGCCCUACUCAACAGUACUGAGAGUGACAGAUCUGUCAGUCAGCUGGAACAAGAGCUCCACAGAGCAAAGCUGAGAGAACAAGAGCUGACACAAGAUAAGCAGGCUCUGGAGCAGCAGCAGCUGUCCAACAGGCUUCAGAUCUCUGCCCUUCAGUCCAAACUGGAUGAGACAAGGCACUGUUACCACGACAACUCACGUGACCCCACCCAGGAGCUGAGAGAUGCCCUGGACACCGCUCAGCAGAGCCUGCAGAGCAAAGAGCAAGAGGCUGAGAUCCUGCUCAGCCAGCUGGAGACUGUGCAGAGUGACUUGAGCAUCAAAGAGGUCGAACUGAAACACCUCACACUACAGCUGGAGCUGCUGACCAAUCAAAAUGCAGCUCAUGUGAAGGAGCUCCAGGAACAGAUUGCUGCUUUAGAAGAAAAUGUGUCUGCUCUCACCAUCCUCAAGGAGGAGAACGAUGAACAAAGUGAGGUGGAGGAAAGGGAUGAAGAGAACCUCCCCUCUGCGUUACUCCAGGAGAAAAAUCACGAGAUCGACCACCUCAGCAACGAGAUCCAAAGGCUUGAGCAGGAGCUGGAGAGUACCAGGGACAACAAGGUUUUGGAGGUUGAGCUGGAGGAUCUGCGCUCACAGGUGGAGCACCUUAAGUCUGAGGUUGUGAGAGUGCGUGAGGACAAACAGGAAGAAGAGGAACGCCUUCAUGAGGUCAUCAGCACACUGCAGGCAGAACUUGCCACUCUAGGCCCCAACCUGCAUGAAGUCAGUGACUCUCAGGAUGGCGACAGCAUCAAUCCCUCACCGGCUCCUAGCCCAGAACCUCGACACUACCCUGUCCAGGAGCAAGAGAGGAGGGCAGGACCAAGAAGCCUGAAGCAGGAGCUCAGUCUAAAUCAAGCGAAAUCGUCUCGCCCGUUUCGAUCUCGCCUCAAAGCUCUUCAGAGUCAACUGGACACCGCUGUGGCAGAAAAAGAUGGACUGGAGAGACUGCUGCUCACUCAGGAGGAAGAGUACAGAGGGCACGGAGAGGAGUUUGGAAAGAAGCUGAAAGCUGAGAGAGGGAGGAACGAUGAACUCCAAGGUAACCUCACAGCUAGAGAGGCUGAGCUGAAGGAACUCAGAGCCCAGAUAGAAGAGAAGAGAAAGCUGUCACAAGAGGAGAGAAAUAGUUAUCAAACUGAAGCCAAAGAGAUUAGCGCCCUGCAUGAGAAGAACACCCAGCUCAGCUCUCUGAUUUUGGAACUCCAAAAGAAAGAACAGGAGAGCAUGAGGGAAAUCACAGCUCUCAGAGCGAAGAAGCAAGAGAUGAAAAUGGAAACAGAAGUCCUUCAAGAAUCCAGCCUGACUCUGGAGAGACAGGUCCAGGAGGGACGAGCCGAGGUGGUGGACAUGGAGGAGCUGGUUGCUGAGGAGAGGACGAAGGUUAAAACUCUGGAGACUGUGAAAGAAGAGCUUUCUGUGGAGCGAGAGGCACUGAGGAGGAGGGAGGGACAACUUCAGGUGGAAAUUGAAAGGCUCAGACAGGAGGUGACCUCAAUGAGAGCCUGCAUCCAGAACCUGACGCUUCAGCUCAGUGAGAGGGAAAGCAGUCAAGAGGAGGCGCAAAAGGAGGUGUUGACACAUGCAGAGGUGACUCUGGCCAAAGCAGAUGCUGCCUUGAGACAAAAGGAGGCUGAGCUCACCAGACUAAGGACUGAGUGUCAGGCUCUAUGGACGGAACUGACCGCGGUGAAACAAGGACUGAGUAGCAGCGCGGAAAGAGCUGAGAAACUACAUGUAGAAGGACAGACCAAAGACAGAGCCCUAGUCGACCUGGAGACAGACAACCGGCGGCUGAAAGCGGAGCUUCGACAUCUACAAGAGGACCUGGCUGUUCAAGAAGAGGAACUGGCCUAUCAGCAAAGAGAACUACAGCAACUCAGACAGAUCUGUCAGCAGCAGCAAACACUACCUCACCUACAAGGAUACUCACAGAAAGAUAUUUCUCACAGAGCCUUUGAGGAUGGCGUUUCCCGCGAUGAAGCCUCUCUGAGCUCUCCGGAGGUUUUGAGGAGACUCGAGCGUUCCGAAGACAGAAUACCAGAGCACUUCCACGCCUCGGUUCUCGGCUCUCGCCUGUCCGAGCUCAGCACACUGAACAGCACAGGCCUAGGUUUCCCGGAGGUCAAAACCUCUCUCAGGGUUGAAAUGGAGCCUCCGCAUUCCAGGACCAUCACACCAGAGCCGGCCACACAGAGUACCCACUCCCCAGGCUCCAUGUCGGACAAUUUCUCCAUGAUCGACUCGGUGGACACUGACAAGGUGCGUGAGUUGGAAGGACUAACAACACCUCCAUCUCCUCUUGGCUCCACCUCCUCCUUGUCUGCUCCAGAAUGGGCCAGUGAUGGAUAUGGCAGCAAUGUGAGUUCAGAGUUGGGUGCGAGGCUGAGAGUGGAGUUAGAACAGACUGAAAGGCUGGACGCUCAGUUUGUUGAGUAUCUCCGCUGCAGAGGAAUUAACCCCACAGUUAACACAGACAGUGCUGCAGGGAGCAUGAGCUACAGUGAUGACCUGCUGUCACCUGAACUCCAGGCUCUGUUGAAGAAAGUGUAUCAAGAAAGCUGCAGGAUUCUCACUUUGUCCCAGCGUCGAGGCACUUCUUCAACCCAGCCUCACGGUGGGGACUUGAAAGUCUUUUCAGUGAGUCAUUACUCUGAAGAAAGCUCCACACCACUGGACCCCCAGGACAAACCGUCCUCCAACCCUCCAAUGGGCUGGCAGCAGGAGAAGAGGGCGCUUCAGGAGACUGUGAUCGCUCUCAGAGAGCUGCUCUGUCGGAUGGCUCAGAGACACACACAAACUGACUCCAGGGGUGAUGAUGACUGGCACAGAGAUCAGUUCUGCACUGACGGACAGGUAGAAUAUCAACUGAGGGCAGAGCUUGAGGAGAGCCAAAGACACCUGAAAUGUGCUCAUGACACACAGCAAGAGCAGAAGAACAAAACACAGUCGCUGAGGCUGGCUGUUGAAGAGGGCGAGGAAGCUUUGAGGAGGGAGCAGAGCCGAUUGCAGGAGCUUCAGCAACAACUGGAGCAGGAGAGAGCUCUGAGUCUCCGAAGGGACAGAGAGGAGGAGGAAAAGAGAGAGGCUGUGCACAUAUCUGCUGAGCAGCAGAGGUCGGAGGUCAUGGCUCUGAAAGGUCAGGUGGAGCAGGAGAAGGUGGCCUGCAGCAACCUCAGACGAGAGCUCCAGAUCGAGCAGUCCCGCAGCGUGCUUCUGGAGAAACGUCUAGGUGACAAUCAGAAGGAGCUGGAAGAUGAACGCCAAAGUUCUGCUCACCAACAAGAGCUGAGCUUCCAAGAAAGGACUCGUCUUGAACGCCUCCUGACUGAAGCAGAGUCUCGCCUCGCAGAAGUUCACUCUAAAGUUGCAGAUGCUCACAGACAGCUGGAUGAAGAGAGAGGCCGGUGCUCCAGGCAGGUGGAUGAACUCAGCCGCAGACACCAGUCCGAUGAAGCCAGAGACAGGAAGUUCAUCUCCGACCUGCGCGCCCAGCUUGAGCAAGAGCGACGGCAGGGGGAGGAGCUGGCUGCUGCGACGGACAAACUGAGGGCUGAGCUACUGCAGAGCAGGAGGAGAUGGGAAGAGGAGGACAGAACAAGGAGGGAGGAGCUGCAGAGGGAGCAGGAGGCUGCCACUCGACAUCGUGUCGCUGUUGAAGCCUUGAGAGAACAGAAACAGGAAGCCAGUCGGGCCUUAGAAAAGGAGCGGGAGCAGUUCAGACACCAAGGGGUGGAGCUGUCCGAGCUGAAGGAGAGACUGCGACUGCUGAAGGACAAAGAGAGGGAGAGGGAGGAGCAGUGGGACAGAGAGAGGAGGAAGGAGAGGCAGGAGCAGAUGGAGAGGGAGAGAAGACAGGAGAAGACUAAUAACAAACUGUGUGAGCUGGAGUUGUUGAGGCAACAGGACCAGCAGCGCAUGCAGGAGCUGCAGCACACUUUGGAAGAACUGGAAAGAGAGGAGAGAGAGAUGGCUGCUCAAAGACUGUCUGGAAGGACAACAGGGCAGCAACACAAGUCUUCAUCCUCACGGAGCAACUUCCAAACGGGUAGCGCACAUCAAAGCAAGCAGAAUCAGUCCAGGCCGUCCUCGCCCAAGCUGCUGGAAAAGUUGUUGGAGGAGAACUCGGAGCUGACUGAGCGUGUCACAUCACUGAGUCAGGAGAAAGCCGCCCUCAAACACAGACUCACCUGCCUGGAGCGAGAGCUGCGUCGCACAGAGAAUGAGCUAGCCAAGGUCACCACAGAAACUGAGAACAGACCUAUCAAUGAUUUGACUAACAACUUAAAGGUGCAGCGUUUGUAUGAGCGUUACCUGCGCGCUGAGAGCUUCAGGAAAGCUCUGGUGUACCAGAAACGUUACCUGCUGCUGCUGUUGGGAGGUUUCCAGGAGUGUGAGCAGGCCACACUGUGUCUCAUUGCCCGUAUGGGGGCACGGCCGUCACCACCUCUCUCCUCCCAGCACAGACCCCUUGGACGAUUCAGAGCUGUUGUACGAGUGGUCAUAGCUGUCUCGAGGAUGAGGUUCCUGACCAGGAAAUGGAACAGAGCAAUCAGACGAUUGUCCGUACCUGGAGCUGUUAAUGGGCAUGCUUCAGGACCCAAAGCUGAAGUUUUAAGACGGCAACACCUGAGACUGAAUUCUGACUCGCAACCAAACCGAGACAACAGUGCCGUUCAUAGAGACACAGUGUCUGCCCUCAUCCCACCCAGCAAAUCACCUUUUAGGUUGCACAACAGGUCGUACUCCAGCAGCAGUCUGGCCUCUGGGCUUUCAGGAGGGACCUCUCAGGAUCCUGAGCGAACCCUGACAGAACAUAUUCACCUUCUGGAGAAGGUCCAGCAGCGGUUGGUGGGAACCAGGCUAGGUUCAUCAGUGCUCCAGCCUGACCCAAAGCUGAAAUGAUGAAUGUCUCCCAUCUGCAUAUCUUUCAAAAACUGUCCAUGCCUUAUAUCCAUGUAGAAAGACUUAUCACAUGUUGAGUUUCUUGAUGAUGUGAUUUUUUUUUUUAAGUACAUAAAUUAUUUUUCAAUAUUUGCUAUUGUAUCUUUUCUAUUCUCUGUACUGAAGUGUUUUGAAGUUUAUUCCUUGUGUGUUGGGCGAACAGACGCUUUUCAUUAUUUGAAUACAGCUGAUAUUUUUCUACUAAUAUUUUAUAUCUUUUUGUGCUCUGUAAAUACUACUGAUGUUCAAUGCACGUGUCCAAAUUUGCACUAGUUUUAAUUGUAAUCCAAUGACAAAUAUAUGUAGUGAUUGCAUAAAUGCAUAAAGGUGAAUUGUUUUUUGUAUUUUCUAUGUUUUUCCAUAAAGCUGAUAACUAUUUUAAAUGUGUGUAUAAACUAAACAGACUGUUUAUUUUCUGGCAGCUCAUUAAAUAACUAUGCCUUUGAGGUACAACACUUUUCACAAUGCAAGUAAAAAACAAAAACCAUA